This is a messenger RNA of Perca fluviatilis (European perch), 2564 nucleotides long. It is a transcript of the gene slc25a39, whose product is annotated as solute carrier family 25 member 39. Bases 286 to 1365 code for a protein of 359 amino acids. The record is from RefSeq and is a predicted model, not a curated record. Gene Ontology annotation, biological process: mitochondrial transmembrane transport. The transcript has 12 exons. NCBI's taxonomy places the organism in Eukaryota, Metazoa, Chordata, Actinopteri, Perciformes, Percidae.
AUACGCACGAUCUAUCUGAAUCACUAACUAAGGGCAAUCGCUAAGCGUAGUUUUUUUAAGUUUACAUUUUGUGACUUGCCCCGUAGGAGGGCGGAGCCAGGCUACCUCGAGCUUAGCCCGACUCCAAAAAACAUGUUUACGGUGGUUAUCCGCAAUGGAGAACCCGAAUAAGUUGCAUCACGACAGAGUGGUUUAAACGUUGGCUCUUAAGUGUGGCAACGUAACUGAAAUGGGUGAAGACGCCUCUAUUUCACAACGACACAGGCAGCUAAAGUAGAGGUGGGCAUGAUGGGGGAGCGGGCCGUCAGCAGCUCAGUGGCUGCUAUCUCUCCAGUGCAGCAGAUGCUGGCUUCUGGCACUGGAGCCCUCCUCACAUCUAUUUUUGUCACACCGCUGGACGUUGUGAAGAUCAGGCUGCAGGCUCAGCAAACACCGUUCCACCAAGCUUUAGCGUGUGAAUCCGCUCCGUGGGGGCGCAUCAUCCGCCCAUCCAAGUGGAAAUGUUUCCUGUAUUGUAACGGACUGAUGGAUCACAUCUAUGUGUGUCAGAAUGGAACAAGUUGCACCAGCUGGUACAAAACCCCAACACAUUUCAGUGGGACACUCGAUGCUUUUGUGAAAAUCAGUCGACAUGAAGGACUCCGGUCUCUGUGGAGCGGACUACCACCAACACUGGUUAUGGCUGUACCUGCCACUAUCAUCUACUUCACCUGCUACGACCAGCUGCGGGACUUCCUCAGAUACGGUCUGGGUUUCCAGGGCAGCCACAUCCCUCUUGUUGCUGGGGGUCUGGCCAGAUUGGGGGCAGUGACGGUGAUCAGCCCUCUGGAGCUGGUCAGGACCAAGAUGCAGUCCCGCCGGCUGUCCUACAGCGAGCUGCGGGUGUGUAUCCGCUCUGCUGUGGCUCAGGGCGGCCUGCUGUCACUGUGGAGGGGCUGGGGACCCACCGUUCUCAGAGAUGUACCCUUCUCUGCUUUGUACUGGUUUAACUAUGAGCUGGUGAAGGCCCGGCUGUGUGAACGGUCCCGAAUGACUCAGGCCAAUGUCUCCAUCAGCUUUACUGCAGGCGCCAUCUCUGGAGCUAUUGCUGCGAUCCUGACGCUGCCUUUUGACGUGGUGAAGACACGGAGACAGAUCCAGCUAGGAGAAAUGGACACUCUGGGAGUUUCCUUAAAGAAAACCACGUCCACGUGGCACAUAAUGAAGGAAAUAUGGGCCGAAAUGGGCUACAGGGGUCUUUUUGCAGGUUUCAUGCCCAGGGUGAUCAAAGUGGCCCCAGCCUGCGCUGUCAUGAUAAGCACCUAUGAGUUUGGAAAGACCUUCUUCCAAAAGAUGAACCUUGAUCGCGAGGGACUGGGAUCCUGAAGGCUGUCUGUACGGUGCUGGGUGAUUGUUCACAGCAGCACAACACAGUCAGACAGUGUUAUCGGGACAAAGUCUUCUCAAACAGAAGCUCGAGGAACAGGCAGGCCUGCAUUUGGUUUUAUGUACAUAAAAUAUGAAGAUUCACCCACAAAUCAGGGAUGUUUCUUCUUUCAAAUCUGCUCUCUGGAAAUGUAAAUAGACUGAUAAGACUUGACACACCUUACAUCCAUGAACUGAAUAACAAGCUUGGAGCUCGGGCCACAGACUUAAUGUGUGAUAAUUUAAGUAAAUUUUAAACAGGUAUCUUGAAAAUAAAGAAUUUUCCAAUGCGUAAGCAAAGGGACAAAUGACAUGGAUCACACUUCUGUGCACAUUUUUAAAUGAUAAACCUGUUCAGGACAGUGGUGUGCGGUUUAAUGCUAGAUGGGAAAAUGUAAACCCUCUUAAGGGCUAAACUGCAUCAGAACCGUAGCAUGAAUAAAAUGUUCUUACUCCCACAUGUUUUUGCAUUGCCUGAGACCAACUGCAUGGUGUGUACAACCCUCUUCAAUACAGAAUCCAGAUAUGCUGGUCCACCCUGCAUUCGCUUUAUGCAUUCUCCUGCAUUCCUGUAGCAGUAAAGCAUGACAAUUUUGACAUCUGAAAAGAUGACUGACAAAUCAGUUUUGUGUUCUGGAUGGAUUUUAUCACUUGUGAAAAGCGCUGUGAAAUGAAAUCAUAAAGAUAAGUACAUGUUUUUAUGUUUGUUGAAUGUAUGUCUCUUCUCGUCUUAUAACUGGAGGCUAAACUGCAGCACAUGAAACACGAGGCCUGAUGGCAAAAUUAAAACAAGCCUUCUUGGAAGAUAUGUUUUCCUUGGUACAUUAAUUUACCCUUUUAUGCUAUUAUAUUACAACAAUAUCAAAUAAUUCAUGAACAUUUUGAGCACAAUUGUUUUGUGAAAGCUGCUGCAGCCAGCUUCCCAAAAAGCACACAGAUUGUGUUAAAUGUGUAAUAAAGAAAACACAAGAGGCUUCCCCUUGAUGGUAUUCUGGUGAUGAAAUGCUUUGAAUAUCUUCCCUACAAUAAACAUAAUAUCAAAACGUGUUACAACACUGGAUCAUAAAGAAAAACAUUGCUGCCUUAACCUGAAAUGUGUACAUCUCUUUCCUCGUUUUUUUUUUAUAAAUGAAAUGGAAAUAAAUGUAAAGACAGCUUGA